AUUCCGGUUUCUGUUCCCACACACAUGCUACACUUGGCGGCAGUACAAGAGUUCGGAACAGUCAGCUGGGAAAAGUAUCAUGCACGACUGCCCGCCAAAGAGAGAAAAGCGGACCCUGUCUAUCGGAUCAAGACGGGUCAUCGAGACGAGGUCUUCUUCAUGCCAAAGGGAAGAUUUAGGGACGGCUGGGACCACGGCUAUGGAUACACUGCCUCGACAAAGGCCAUUCUCGGAUGUUUGCUACUCUUUGCUAUGCUCACUAGACGGGUGUCACGCUGGUGGAAAGCAGGCAAGACCCAUCAACGCGAAUACCAGAAGCUGCUGCCGGCGAAGGACGAAGUGGGUGUCAAAAAGAUGAUUGUGAAAUUGAUUUUCUUAUUGCCUUAA
This is a messenger RNA of Neurospora crassa OR74A, 387 nucleotides long. RefSeq lists its product as hypothetical. NCBI's taxonomy places the organism in Eukaryota, Fungi, Ascomycota, Sordariomycetes, Sordariales, Sordariaceae. The transcript has a single exon. The record is from RefSeq and is a predicted model, not a curated record. The coding region runs from base 25 to 387 and encodes 120 amino acids.